This is a messenger RNA of Conger conger (European conger), 1812 nucleotides long. It is a transcript of the gene psmb10, whose product is annotated as proteasome 20S subunit beta 10. Gene Ontology annotation, molecular function: threonine-type endopeptidase activity. Gene Ontology annotation, cellular component: proteasome core complex. NCBI's taxonomy places the organism in Eukaryota, Metazoa, Chordata, Actinopteri, Anguilliformes, Congridae. The record is from RefSeq and is a predicted model, not a curated record. The coding region runs from base 149 to 985 and encodes 278 amino acids. The transcript has 8 exons.
GAAAGUGAAAGACUGAAAUGUGAAAACGCGUCCGUAUAAAGCCUAAACGCUGACACAUCCAGUCGACCGAGUCAUACUGCGCUACGACAUACUCGCUCUGUAUCGCUUAAUUAUCUUAAGUUUAUAAAGCAUACGACUGCUUUUCACAAUGAUACAUACGGGAAGGCCAAACCGCCCCCCAGCGGGCGGUUUUUCGUUUGAGAACACGCGGAGAAACGCUGUCCUGGAAAGCAACCUGUCGGAGGUGGGAUACAGCGCUCCCAAAGCCAGGAAAACAGGCACCACUAUCGCUGGAAUAAUUUUUAAGGAUGGAGUAAUACUGGGAGCAGACACAAGAGCCACAGAUGACAUGGUGGUGGCGGACAAAAACUGCAUGAAGAUCCACUACAUCGCCCCCAACAUAUACUGCUGUGGAGCAGGCGUGGCCGCAGACGCUGAGGUCACCACUCAGAUGAUGUCAUCCAACGUGGAGCUGCACGCGCUCAGUACGGGGCGUCCGCCACUGGUAGUCACGGUGACCCGGCAACUAAAGCAGAUGCUGUUCAGAUAUCAGGGCCAGAUUGGCUGCUCUGUCAUUGUGGGCGGUGUGGAUGAAGCGGGUUUCCACCUCUACAGCGUCUACCCACACGGCUCCACCGACAAACUACCCUUCCUCACCAUGGGUUCUGGAGCAGCCUCAGCCAUCGCUGUGUUCGAGGAUCGCUACAAACCGGACAUGGAGCUGGAGGAGGGGAAGCUCCUGGUGCGGGACGCCAUCGCUGCGGGGAUCUUCUGUGACCUGGGCUCUGGCAGCAACGUGGACCUGUGUGUGAUCACGCGCGGGGGGGCGCAGUACCUCAGGGCCUUUGACCAGCCCGUGCAGAAGGGGAGCAGGCAGGGACAGUAUAAGUACAAGCCAGGAACCACAGCUGUACUCUCAGAGAAGGUCACCCCUCUGUCCGUGGACGUUGUGGAGGAGUCUGUUCAGCUGAUGGAAACUCUGUGAUGGAGAUGGAGAGCUGCACCGCCCCCUGCUGGCGAAACUACAGAACAGCAACUCGGGGAGAAGGCGGGCGAACAGCCACUCAAACACACACAAACAAGGCUGUGUCCAAAAUCGCUCACUAUUCACUCAAUAGUAAACUAGAUUCGUCGAUGCAUAACUUGUUCUAGUGUCCGAAUUAAAGAAUACAAUUUUUAUUACAUUUUGAGGGCACUAGAAAUAUCCCACAAUGCACCGUAAAAUCUAGUGAACAACCGUGGUCACUAGAAAGGUGGAUACGAACUCUUAUGCUUUGCGACCAACAUUGUCCCUAACUUAAUUAUACAAUCACCUUUUUUCUAUUUUCAUUUUAAGCUGUGAGAGACGAUGGCGCCGACCGGGAGCAAUUCAAAUUUAAGAACAGCUCUUCUGGGUUACCCUAAUAUAAACUAAUAUACUGUAUUCGUUUUUCAAUAAUCCAAAACCCUGUUAGUGCAGUAAGUGUUAUCUAGGUAAAACGCUAUAACGGCUAUUGGCCUGUGGUUUGUGCCUAUAUGCAGCAGCGCGUAGCAGUGAUGGCGCUGAUCCAUUCUAAAAUAUUACACAGCUUAUUUAGUAAACUAUAUAGCGCACUACAUGGACAUUCACUAGAUAGGGAUGAGGGAAUAGUGAGCCAUUUCAGACACAUCCCGAGUAACAGAAUCUGAUGCAAACGGACACACGUUACAGACACACAAGCAUAGGCAAGAAUGACCAUGCACGCACAAGUACACGUACCCGCAGCUAAGAGAAGCGCGCUUUGUUUUUGCUUUCUUUUCAGUUUGAAUUAAAUACAUUGAAUUAAAUACGAA